UUCCCAUCUUGGGUGGUUCUUGUGAGCGACCUCCAAACAGGAUUCUCCUAUGAAGUGCUGCGGUGAGAGGUCUGAUGUCAGGACCUGAGCUGUCACAGCUCUCCAGACUUCUGCAGGAGCCCAAAGACCACCGGCAGACGCACGAGAUCCCACAAACAGACAUGGAGUCCAAACCUGACGGUGGAUCAGCUGCUGUGACAAGUGAAGAACUGGCUGCUGUUGAGGAUGAAGAGGUCCUCAAUAAGAUGCUGGACAAUGCAACAGAUUUUGAUGAGAGGCGAAUGAUCCGCGCGGCACUGAGAGACUUGCUGAAGAAAAAGAGAGAUAAACGGGAGCAGGAGCGAGGUUCGAGGCAGCAGGACCUGAGACAGCAGGGCCUGGGCAAAGGAGGGACGACGGGCGCAGCUGGUAGUACAGGCAGAGCGUCCAUGAACCAGCAGUCAUCAACACACAAACCAGCAGGUCAACCCUCUCCGUCGGCCUCCUCGGCAGGAAGCAAGGCCAGUCCAGCUGCAGCCUCAGCCCAGAAAUGUCCUGCUGCUGCAGCACCCAACGCCAAAAAUGUCAAACAGAUGCUUCUGGAUUGGUGCAGGGCCAAAACGGAGCCAUAUGAGGGGGUGGACAUCAAGAACUUCUCUUCAAGUUGGAAAGACGGCAUUGCCUUUUGCGCCUUGGUCCACCGGUUCUUCCCCGAUGCGUUCGAGUACUCCAUCCUCGACCCCAACAAGCCCAGGGAAAACUUCCAGCUGGCUUUCAACACUGCAGAGACGCUGGCGGGCUGCGCCCCUCUGCUGGACCCUGAUGAUUUAGUCCGCAUGAAAGAGCCCGACUGGAAGUGUGUGUACACGUACAUCCAGGAGUUCUACCGCUGCCUGGUGGAGAGAGGCCUGGUGAAAACAAAAAAGCGGCCGUAGACCUCCUGAAAAGUCUGAAAAGACACAGCCUGCGUGUGAUUUUCACUUGUAGAAUCAAAACCCACACCGCACAAGAUGAGGUCAAAAAGAUAAUCACAUGCACAUUCAACUUGCCAUGGAGGGGAAGAGGUUCAGCUGAUGCACCACAAGAAAGUGAAUGCCAGGUGCCUAAUGUGUAGUAUUUGUACUGGUGUGUGUGUGUGUGUGUGUGUGUGUGUGUGUGUGUGUGUGUGUGUGUGUGUGUGUGUGUGUGUGUGUGUGUGUGUGUGUGUGUGUGUGUGUGUGUGUGUGUGUGUGUGUGUUUGUGUCUGUGUGCUCUCAGUAGACAGCUGGCGCUUAGGAUCAGUACAUUCCACUGAGAUUACACAUCUGCAUUUAAUCCCAGUCACGGCCACCGAGAAUCUGGGAACAUAUUUUAUGAUGAUGAUGAUGCUGUCUAUGUUGCCAUGACUGUGUGAGUAUUAAAGACACAUUUAACAAUUA
This is a messenger RNA of Scophthalmus maximus (turbot), 1397 nucleotides long. It is a transcript of the gene smtna, whose product is annotated as smoothelin a. The transcript has 8 exons. Gene Ontology annotation, cellular component: filamentous actin; microtubule organizing center. The record is from RefSeq and is a predicted model, not a curated record. NCBI's taxonomy places the organism in Eukaryota, Metazoa, Chordata, Actinopteri, Pleuronectiformes, Scophthalmidae. Gene Ontology annotation, biological process: actin cytoskeleton organization. Bases 75 to 914 code for a protein of 279 amino acids. Gene Ontology annotation, molecular function: protein binding.